This is a messenger RNA of Penicillium canescens, 1650 nucleotides long. RefSeq lists its product as uncharacterized. Gene Ontology annotation, molecular function: very long-chain fatty acid-CoA ligase activity. Bases 1 to 1650 code for a protein of 549 amino acids. NCBI's taxonomy places the organism in Eukaryota, Fungi, Ascomycota, Eurotiomycetes, Eurotiales, Aspergillaceae. Gene Ontology annotation, biological process: fatty acid biosynthetic process. The record is from RefSeq and is a predicted model, not a curated record. The transcript has 4 exons.
AUGGGAUUUCACAUUGAUGCAAUCGAAGAUGACCAGCUUGCUGCCAUUUUGGCUGAAGAUGGAGGUUUUCCCAAUGACGAGAUCUUCAAUACUCUACUCACUCUCGCUCGCGAGGUCAAACAUGUUAUUGUCCAUGACCCGCAAGCCCAAUUGAAUGUAACAUAUGAUCAUUUCAUCACGGAUCUUAUUCAUGUGCGCCACAGCCUCAAAAAGCAAUUGUCUGCACAUCUUAAUGCCGAGGGAUCGAUGCUGGAAGAAGGCUCCCUUGUUUGCCUUAUAGCACCGGCAAGCUACGAGAUUGCAGUAGCUGCUUUCGCAAUUCUUGCGCUAGGUGGCACGAUCGUUCCUCUCUUAAUGUCUCUUCCUCCAGAGGGUGUUUCGGACAUGCUGCGAAAUAGCCCAGUCAAGUGUAUUUUAGCUGGUACAGGGUACCUCCAACAGGCCACAGAUAUACAGUCCUAUGCAGCUUCCAAUUCACUCCCUGCAAUACAGGUCGCCCCCAUUAAAGUGCAUCACGCCUGCCCCGAAGCACUAUGGGACCUACCCAUUCGGAUAGAUGAAAAGUUUAUCAUCCCCGAGACACGUUCAGGGAUUAUAAUGGCCUCUUCUGGCACAUCUGGAACCACCAAAGGAGUCAUACGCAGCCGUGGCUUCUUCUACAACCAUCCGCGCGCACCAGCAUAUGAAUCAAUGCUAGUCCACCGCCCGGCGACUUGGAUUGCAGGGAUCAAGCCCUUGACUUUUUCUAUUUUGAUGGGGUGCAGAGCAGAGAUCAUUGAUCCAGUCGCCGGCAUGGAUUUAUUGUGGGAAAGGCUGCGAGCUCGCCGUGUGACGAGCAUAUGUUCAGGUCCCUUACUGUGGACACAGCUUGCUCAGUAUUAUAGGGAACAUCUCUCACAUCUUCCAGAGAAGGAUGAAUAUAUCCAAGGAGCUAUGCACAUACGUGAUGCUUCAACGGGAUCAUGUGUUGUUCUGCAACCUUUGCUGAAGUUUUGGAGGGAUGAGAUUGGAAUGCGCUUGGCGCUUUGCUAUGGUAGCACCGAAGCAGGUGUGCCUAUCACCGCGGUUUAUCCAGAGGAAGAAGAGUAUAACGAGCAGCGAUGCAUUGGCAAGCAGCUAUUUGCCAAUAUGCCAGUCAAGCUUUCAAAUGGUGACCAUGGAGAGAUACUUGUGGGAGGUGUUACUACCUUCUUAGGGUACCUCAAUGAUGAGGUUCCCUCAACUACUUACUUCGACGACGAAGGAUUCUUCAAGACUGGAGACCUUGCUCACAAACUGAAUGAUCACUUCAUCUUCGACGGUCGAGCAUCCAUUAAGUGUGAGUUCACCCUGACAUUCAAUUGCCAUAUUUUCUUUUCUAAUGGGGGCAGUCAUCUGCAACUCUGGGGCACCGUCUCUGUUCUGAAGCUGGAAGAAGCACUUAAUGGGCUUUCCUGCAUAGAGGAGGCAUAUGUCGUUCCUGUGCAAGAUCAGAAACUCGCAGAACGAGCUGGUGCUCUUGUUCGAUUCGUCGACCAGGAUCUCACUCUGCAGCAGCUUCGGGUUAGGCUGGCCCCUCAUGUCCGUCCUGCGAUGCUUCCCACUGCAUUGCGAGUCUUGCGGAUUGAGGAUACAUUGCCCAGAACGCAUAGUGGUAAGAUUUCAAAGUGA